This is a messenger RNA of Chelonoidis abingdonii (Abingdon island giant tortoise), 525 nucleotides long. It is a transcript of the gene RPS12, whose product is annotated as ribosomal protein S12. The record is from RefSeq and is a predicted model, not a curated record. NCBI's taxonomy places the organism in Eukaryota, Metazoa, Chordata, Testudines, Testudinidae. Gene Ontology annotation, cellular component: ribosome. Gene Ontology annotation, molecular function: structural constituent of ribosome. Gene Ontology annotation, biological process: translation.
ACCUUAAGAAGGCACCGCCGGGGCCCCGCCCCCCUCUUUCGCUGGAGUCUCGUAGAGGCAGCGGGCAAAUCCCGGGCGGGAGCGACCCCCACCGACCAUGGCCGAGGAAGGCAUUGCUGCUGGAGGUGUAAUGGAUGUUAACACCGCCCUGCAAGAGGUGCUGAAGACCGCACUCAUCCACGAUGGUUUAGCUCGAGGUAUUCGGGAAGCUGCCAAAGCCUUGGACAAACGCCAAGCCCACCUUUGUGUUCUUGCUUCAAACUGCGACGAACCCAUGUACGUAAAGUUGGUUGAAGCCCUGUGUGCAGAACACCAGAUCAACUUGAUAAAAGUUGAUGACAACAAGAAACUGGGUGAGUGGGUAGGUCUCUGCAAAAUCGACAGAGAAGGAAAACCCCGCAAAGUAGUGGGCUGCAGUUGUGUGGUUGUCAAAGACUAUGGCAAGGAAUCUCAGGCCAAAGAUGUAAUCGAAGAAUACUUCAAGUGCAAGAAAUGAAUGAAAAAUAAAUUUUUUGUUAAACCUGA